Bacillus rossius redtenbacheri is the source of this 1236-nucleotide messenger RNA. RefSeq lists its product as uncharacterized. Lineage: Eukaryota; Metazoa; Arthropoda; Insecta; Phasmatodea; Bacillidae. The transcript is spliced from 4 exons. The record is from RefSeq and is a predicted model, not a curated record. Gene Ontology annotation, molecular function: DNA binding. Bases 221 to 763 code for a protein of 180 amino acids.
UAGUAUAGGAAAGUGCCUUAUUGUGUGUUGUUCCUUUUCUAAUAAUGCGCUCUGAUGUGCCAUUUUCGUUCAUGUUUGAAGUACUAAUGUAAUACCGUUACGUGUUUAUUUCGUUUUAAUUAAACAAAUGAUCGCUACAAUUAUAAAAAUAUUGUACAUCGGCGUAGCUGUCUAAUUUUACCAUCAUCUUUUAAAAGUGUGUUACAGCCGUUGCACCAGAAUGCCAAAGCGGAGGAGCGAUGUGUGGUACCACUUCACGCACCAGGAGCUCAGUAGGGCCACAUGCAACUACUGCAAGGCACUGCUUAGCUACUCGGGGGGCUCCACUGGGAACCUCGCAAGGCACCUCAAGAAGAGACAUCAAGUCAUUCAAGUAGAGCGGCCCGUACCAGCCACCACGACAAUCCAAGGACUUCUCAGGAGCUUCCCGUUUGAAGAAACUCCAGAGAUGAAAGAGCCCGAGGCGGAGGCGGACGGCGGGCGGGACGAGGACGCGAAGCCGGGCGCCCGCAAGAAGGCCGCGCUGACCACCAGCAGCGCCCUGGCGGAGCUGAUGAGGCUGUGCAAGGCCUGCGAGUCGUCGGCGGCGACCAAGCAGCAGCUGGAGGAGCUGAAGGUGCAGCACAUGAAGGAGCUGCACGACAUGAAGAUGAAGAUCCUGCAGACCGACUUGAAGAUCAAGGAAGAACUGCUCGGCAACAUCAAGAACGGUUCUCUUCCAAUUCCAGAUGCUAUACGAUACAUUGAACUUCACGACAGCUAAUGUCAUAUUAUAGUUUUCUUUAUGCAUUAGUAAAACUAAAAAGUUAUGUUAAAUUUGUGAAAAACACUGGAUCUUGCUGUUAUUUAAAUGCUAAGAUUUGUCAUUCAUGAUAGAUUACACAAUCAGUAAUUAAGCUGCUCACUACUAUUUAUUAUCAAAACAAAAUUAUUUGUAUGUGGAACAAACGUUUAGAGCUUGAUGUGUUUCAAGAAGUGCGGUGGAAGACAUUGAUGUUUACUUGCUGUUGUGAGAUAUUGUUCAUCAUAAUAGGCAGUGAAAGAGUGAAGAUAAAAGAGUAAACAGAAUGAAACUUGUGGUCAUGAUCCCAACUUGUAUUUUUGUCUAUGGUCUUGAAGAAUAAUUAAAUGUGUGUAUACUGUUGAUUCAUAUUACAACAGUCACCUUUUUUGUUUGUUAUUUAUUACAAAGUUUUUAAUGUGUUAGUUUUAUAACAAUAAAAAAGUAAAUUAAAA